AUGAUUCGAUUCAUCCAAAAUCUCCAGUUGAGGCGAGAGGCCGGGAACCAGCAGCUCAUGACGGGGCCUCUGUCUGCUGCUGAACUGGAGACGGCGGAAGCAGUCAUCGUGCGUGAAGCACAGAACAGACAUUUCGAACAUGAGAUUCGGAGUCUGAGCGCAGGAAGUCUGGUGCACCGAUCGAGUCGGAUCAGGAACUUGUCGCCGUUCCUCGACAAUGCGGGUAUUCUUCGUGUCGGUGGGCGACUAGGCAACGCCCCUCUACCGUUCGCUAGCCGACAUCCGGCGCUCUUGGCAUCAGAAGACCAAGUGACACAUCUGAUUAUAGCGGACGCUCAUCAGCAAGUGUUCCACUCUGGAAUGGAGCGCACCCUCACGGAAGUCCGACAACACUACUGGCCGUGUCGAGGAAGGUCGCUGGUGAAGCACGUGAUCCACAAGUGCCAACAGUGUAAGCGCAGACGCUGUGGUCCGCGAAUCCCGAGAAUGGCCGACCUUCCAGCCAGUCGGUUCGAUGAAACGCGAGCAUUCAACACUGUCGGGAUAGAUUACUUUGGUCCCAUGGAAGUGAAGAGGCUUCGGAAGAUAGAGAAGCGGUAUGGCGUGUUGUUCACAUGCUGUGCAACAAGGGCUGUGCAUUUAGAACUAGCUCACAGUCUAGACACAGACAGUUUCCUGCUCGCCCUGCGACGAUUCAUCGCUCGUCGCGGCAAGCCAAAGCUGCUACUAUCUGACAACGGGACCAACUUUGUCGGGGGAGAGCGGGAGCUCAGAGAAUCAUUAGCAGAGUUGAACCAAUCGAGGAUCACAGAUGAGCUCAGCCAGAAAGGAAUUGAAUGGAAGUUUCUCCCUCCUGGAGCUCCACAUAUGGGAGGCGUUUGGGAAAGGCUAGUGGGGAGUGUGAAAAGAGCUAUGAAAAUGGUUGUGGGGAACAGUUGCCUCACAGAUGAAGUGCUCCACACUGUGCUCACUGAGGUGGAGUCGAUGCUGAAUGGUCGGCCCCUCACAUAUAUCAGCAUCGAUGGACGGGAUCUAGAUCCGCUGACACCUAACCACUUGCUUCUGGGCUGCGCGAACGCGAACCUGUCUCCAGGGAGAUUUCAAGAUAAGGAAGUCAACAGUCGAAAGCGAUGGAGGCAAGCACAGACUAUAGCGGACCACUUCUGGCGCAGGUGGCGUCGCGAAUAUCUCCCUUCGCUGAUGGCUCGGAGCAAGUGGCAGGAGGACACGAGAAAUGUGACAGUUGGGGAUGUAGUGUUAAUGGCUGAAGAGAGCGCUCCCAGAGGUUUCUGGCCGUUAGCGCGAGUUACUGAGGUGUACACGGGAGAAGAUGGAAGGGUUCGUUCAGCUGAGCUGAAGACGGCAUCGGGAGCGAUCUAUCAUCGCCCGGUAACCAAGAUAUGCGUAUUGGAGGAAGUUGAAGGUUGUGAUGGGGAGUAAGAGGCCCGAUUUCCUCGUCCUGUACAGAAAUGUGCUGUGCCUCGGGCUGAGCUUCCUCAUCCGUCUAUCACUGCCCAGCCCCGAUUCCCACCUGUCACGCCUUCGACGACUGAGACUGGCGAUGGUGGCGUCGUCUUCGGCUGGAGCGGCUCCGAGGGCGGCGCUGAUGUCGUCAUCUGGGGCGGCGGCAUCUGCUAUUGGGACAGUGCUUCCGGCCGGGGUGCUACCGGCGGUCGUGGCGCGGCCUACUGUCGCGGCGGGCGCUGCCGUCGCGCUGCGGCUUGCUGUCGCGGCGGGGCCUGCCGUCGCUGGACUCGGAGCGGCGCGCUGCGGCGGCGGCGCGCUGCGGCAGCGGCGCCCGCGUUUAGAACGCUUGCGACAGUGGACACUUACAGAGUGUUGCGUGCGUUCAGAGUGGCGACAUUCAGCGAACGAGUUCAUCGUGAGAGUGACUUUUACCGACGGUGGCUCGUGCACGCCACCUGAGCUGUGGUGUCGAGGCUGUAGCUCGAUACGGGGUGAUUAGUAAGCUCUGAAGACUGUACCUAGUUUCGAGCGGUCGCGGAGCUGACUAUAGUGCGAUACGUUGAUGAUCGUGUGCAUCAUUGCGUUUGUGUUGGCUGUGAACUUUGUGUUGGCAAGGAACUGAAGGGUGCUCCGCUUCCCAGCUGUCAACAUUUGACGCAGAUGCAGUUGAGCGAUGUUGAUCUGGAGUGCUUCAGAUAGAAGUAUUGUAUUCGGUUUAGUUGUGUUCGCUACGCGAAAACGAGGGGGAGGAAUGUGAUGACCGAGUCAGUCGUAACGUGUUCUCUCCCUUGUUGACAGAUGAGUAUUGAAUGUGGCAUGCUUGUCAUUGAAGGUACAUGCACCCCAGUCUGUGUCUGCUAAGCAUGGUGGCCUGUAGCAUGCGCCUAUGGGCUAUGAUGUACAUAUGUUGCUUGGCGCUGCAUGCGAUUUCAUCACCGUCAGAUCGGAAACACUUCUGAAACCGCUUGUCUCAUUCGUUUGUCCUUUACCUGUCUGCUACCCAUAUCAUACCUUUCUACCCGGGCAAACAUUUAUUUUCUGUCAAAAUACAGCAUGAACAAGAACAGGCGCGUA
Molecule: messenger RNA, 2541 nt
Organism: Amphibalanus amphitrite
Lineage: Eukaryota; Metazoa; Arthropoda; Thecostraca; Balanomorpha; Balanidae
Exons: 2
Coding region: 1-1440 (479 amino acids)
Biological process (GO): DNA integration
Molecular function (GO): nucleic acid binding
Source: RefSeq, a predicted model, not a curated record